This is a messenger RNA of Dibothriocephalus latus, 336 nucleotides long. The record is from the annotation of a GenBank genome assembly. NCBI's taxonomy places the organism in Eukaryota, Metazoa, Platyhelminthes, Cestoda, Diphyllobothriidea, Diphyllobothriidae.
AUGCGUCUACGCCAGUUCCAGAAACCAAACGCCACUGUGGAGGCGCAGUGGAGUCAACUACAAAAUGACAUUCACUCUACUACUCUGGGCUUUCUUGGUCGCGCACACUGCCAGCACCAGAACUGGUUUGAUGAUAAGGACGGACCAAUCUGUAUUCCGCCGUCCGAUAAGGAUAGGUUGCACGAAGUCUACAUCAACCGCGGCAAUUAUGCCAACAAGAUAACCUUGUUCGAUCGAACACAGGCGCUAGCCGAAAAAAGGAUUUUUGCUGCAUUUUUGUUUUACCGCAUAAAAAAGACACUUUCACCUCUCUAUGGCGCGAGACCACCUUUAUGA